This is a messenger RNA of Symbiodinium natans, 2886 nucleotides long. Lineage: Eukaryota; Dinophyceae; Suessiales; Symbiodiniaceae. The record is from the annotation of a GenBank genome assembly.
AUGUCAGAGACAUCUUCGCCACGAGCAGCGACAUCUUCGCCACGCGCAGCGGCAUCUGCUGCGGACACGGAUGCUCAAUUCGCGCAACUUCUGGCUCAACAGGUCGAGAUCUCGCAAAGCAUGUAUACAAGACACCAGGUCGUCGUGACCACCAUGCGCCAGGAAAUCGAAGCUUUGCGCAACGAGCUGGCAGAGAAGGACCCUGGGGCCCUUUCCUUCACGAGCUCGUCUUUGGAGAUCCUCAAAUCGGCCAAGAGCAUCUCCGCACCCGUCCUGGCUAUUGUAGCGCCUCCCGUGCCAACCUUCGCCCUUCCUGCCAAAGAGCUCGGCGAGAAGAUGGUGGGCAGCCCCAUGGUGGGCAGCCCCUCAGUUGCCCAUGCUCUUGUACACCAAGAUUUGGAGGAGGCAGAGGCCGUCCUGGCCUCUUUCGACUCUCACGCCCAUGGCGGGGAGGAUGCGGUCAGCGCUUUUCAACUGCGGCAGCAGUCCUCCGAAAUGCGCGUACGCAGCUCCCUCACGGCCAAGCGGCAGAAGGCGCCCUUCGCGGACGACUCCGAGGAGGUCUUGAGACCCCCGGGUCGCCAGCGGCAUAGCACGAGGUCGCCUAGUGGAGACAUGCACGGCGUCCUCCCAGGGCAGGUCAGUUUCAGGUCCCCGUCUGGAGACAUUAUUGGCACCAGGAGGUCGAUCUCCACUGACACCUUCGGAAUGCAGGGCAGCCGCAGGGGAUCAGCCAUGGAGGCACUGCCGAACAGGUCCAGUAUCGUUUCGGAAAGCGGCGGCGUUGGCAGCCGCAGCUCUACACAUCGCGCAGCUGCUGCGCGGGCCCGGACGGCAGAAAUGCGCCGAAAUUCGAGCCGGACCCAGACGAACGAUUUGCCCAGUGUGGGUCCCCGGGCCACGUCUGCGCCUGCGCUGGACCAGGUAGAGCUGAGUCUCGAGCCGUACGAAACCUGGAUCCAACUUGCCGACGAGGCAAUCCUGGAGGAGCGGCGCGCCUCGAUGCAGAGUUACACCGCGCAAACAAACAGGCUUUCCGUUCAGCAUGGAAAGGUCACCAUGGAUGCAAAGACCCGAUCAUCCAGGCUAUUGAAGGCCAUGAUCAUGGAGCCAGAUAGCAAGCGCCGGCUGUUGUGGCUGGUGUUCUCAUUGUUACUGAUCGCCUAUGACAUGAUCUUGGUUCCCUUGUCUGUAUACAACUUGGAUAUCUCGUCCUUCGAGCACCCGAUGACCAUGCUCUCCGCCACGUUUUGGACGCUGGAUUUCUGCCUUGCCUUCUUCGUGGGCUACUACGUCUCGGGGACCCUUGAGCUACGGCCACACAAGACGGCAAGAAAUUACGCCCAGACCUGGAUGAUGCCGGAUCUCAUCCUGCUCAUGUUCGAGUGGGUCGACGUCCUGACGAACAUUCCCUCACUGCCCAGUCUCAUCCGCUCCACUCGCUCCUUCCGAAUUCUGCGCUUCCUGAAGUCGGCAAAGCUUCUCCGAGCUGCGAAACUUCCGGGAUUCUUCCGCUACCUCCCGAUGUUUAUCACCCGGUCGGAGUACAUAACCUUGAGCCUUGGCAUCGUCCGCCAUCUGUUGGGAAUCCUGUUCAUUAACCACGUCAUCGCCUCGUUCUGGUACCUGCUUGGUCAGGAAUCGGGUGGAUGGGUGGAGGUUUACGAAAUUCCAGUUGCAGAUUGGUGGUAUUCGUAUCUCAUAACGUUGCAUUGGAGCUUGACCCAGUUCACGCCAGCGAGUAUGGGUGUCCUGCCCCAAACUAUAUCAGAGCGAGCCUUCAAUGUCGCUGUUGUCAUCUUCGCGCUUGUCACGUUCUCGUCGUUUGUGUCAAGCAUUACGAACUUGAUGACUCACUUACGAAACCUGGAGAGUGGAGAACGAAUCAUGUUCUCCAAGCUCGAAGAUUUUAUGCAGAGCCGGAAGUUCUCGUUCUAUUUGACGAUCCGGGUGCGGCGAUACCUCGACCAAAGACUGGCUGAGAAGCGAUCCAAGCCAGAGGAAGGGGAUAUCGAGUUGCUGCAGAGGCUGUCAGAGCCCUUGAAGAUGGAAGUGCAUUUUGAGAUGCACAGCCCGACCCUGACCAAGCACCCAUUGCUCUUCGCCUACUCGCGCCUGAACGAGCCGGCCAUGAUGAAGCUUUGCCACACCGCCCUGCGAACCAUGCAACUGUCUGGGGAUGACUACCUCUUCACCAAAGGCGAGACCGCCAAGACUAUGUACUUUGCCAUGUCGGGGAGCCUCGUUUACACAAGAGAGGAUGAGCCAGCUCCGUACCAAGUGCAGGCACCUGCCUACUUCAGCGAGAUGGUGCUGUGGUGCCCCUGGAGCCACUGUGGAUCGAUGCGAGCCAAGACUGACUGCAAGAUACUGGGUCUGGAUGCGGCAAAGUUCUUCGAUGUCGUGCAGCACGCCAAGAUUUGCCAGCUGGAGGUCUGUGCCUACGCAGAGAGGGCUCUUCAUAUCCAAAACAAGUACUUCGACAAGGAUUCUCGCAGCGAUCUGAAUGUCGGGAAAUACGAUGCUCGCAGGAUUGUCAAGAAGACCUUCCCGAAGGGAUCUUUGGAUGUUCGCCCAGCGUGGUGGGGCGGGGGCAGGAGUUUAAAUCGUCACAACUCCGCAGGCCUCAUGGGGAUGGGCCUCCGCAGGCAGCUGUCGUCGCAGGUGAGCCAGCCCUCUGACUCCGAUGUGUCCUCGGACAGCAGCGUGGAGAGGUUCAGUGUGCGGAAGAGGAUCGUUGAGCAGGAGAAUGAGCGGGACCUGAUGGUGGAAGGUGGGCGGGAGAGGAUCUCCCAAGCCUCCAAGACCUCCAGGACUUCAAAGAAGUCGGAGGCCUCCCUUCCACCACUCAGGGUUCCCCCGAGUUUGAAGCCACAGCUUACGUAG